AUAUCUCUUUCUAUCUAUUGACAUUAAGUGAUGUUGCAGCUUCCUCUUCCCACUUCUGCAACUCUCACAGCAAAGCUUCCCAUCCUCCGAUUGGUUCGCAGUUGCCAGAACCCUCCAUUGAGGUUUCCUUCAAGUGCUCCUUUGAGUGUGUUCAUAUCCAAUUCACAGAAACCUGAAAAUCCCAAUGUAUUCCCCCCAGUGAAUCAGAGUGUAGCAGCAAUUGUGUUUGGGGAUGGAUCAGAGUCAAGGCUUUACCCAUUGACAAAGAAGAGAUCAGGAGGUGCUGUUCCAAUAGCCACAAAUUACAGGCUCAUUGAUGUGGUUGUGAGCAACUGCAUUAACAGUAACAUAAGCAAAAUAUAUGCUCUUACACAAUUUAACUCCACCUCUCUUAAUUCUCAUCUCUUCAGAGCUUAUUCUGGUUUAAGCUUAGGAAAAGAGGGUUUUGUGGAAGUUAUAGCUGCAUAUCAAAGCUCUGAAGGCCUAGGCUGGUUUCAGGGAACUGCAGAUGCCAUUAGAAGAUGCUUGUGGGUAUUGGAAGAGUAUCCAAUUCUUGACUUUCUGGUCCUCCCUGGUCACCACCUCUACAGGAUGGACUACCAAAAACUUAUAGAGGCCCACAGGAACAACAAUGCCGACAUCACAAUUUCUGUUUCUUGUGCUUUAGGGAAUCGGGACCCUGGUUUUGGCUUUCUGAAAGUCAAUUCUAAAAAUCAAGUUCUUGAAUUCAGUGAGAGGCCAGAUAGAGAGCCAUUGAAUUUCAUGACAGCAGAAGACUCAAUGAAAUCCAGUAACGAUGCUUAUCCUUAUGUUGCUAGUAUGGGGAUCUAUGUAAUCAAGAGAGACAUAAUGACAAAGCUCCUAACAGAGUUCUUCCCCAAGGCUAAUGAGAUCACAAAUGAAAUAAUACCAGGAGCUAUUUCCAUGGGAAUGAAGGUUCAAUCGUACAAAUUUGAUGGGUAUUGGGAAGAUAUGAGGAGUAUUGAAGCAUUCUAUCAAGCCAACAUGGAUGUCACAAAGAGAUCAACUUUGGGAUUUAACAGCUUCUACGAUAAAGAUUCUCCACUAUACACUUUGCCGCGGUGUCUCCCUCCUACUGUGAUCACUGAUGCCGACGUAACAGAUAGUGUCAUUGGAGAUGGCUGCAUUCUCAAUAGGUGCAAGGUCAAGGGUUCAGUUGUUGGCAUGCGAACAAGGAUUGAAGAUGGAGCUGUGAUUGAAGAUUCAGUGCUUAUGGGUUCUGAUAUUUAUCAAGAAGAUUGGAUACAAAGGUGUAAAAUGGUUGGAAAGAGUGAUGAAAUACCAAUUGGGAUUGGGAAAGAUUCUUACAUUAGGAAAGCUAUUGUAGAUAAGAAUGCUAGGAUUGGGAAAAAUGUACAGAUUGUGAAUAAAGAGAAUGUUCAAGAAGGAAAUAGGGAAGCUGAUGGAUUCGUUAUUAGUGAGAGGAUUGUAAUUGUUUUGAAGAGUGCAAUCAUCCCUGAUUGCAGCAUCAUUUAAGGCUGAUCAGUCUCACUCACAGAUUCAUUAUUUGUAUUCUUUUCUUAGAAUAAGAGAAAUGUACAACUUCUUUUUCUUC
Telopea speciosissima is the source of this 1576-nucleotide messenger RNA. RefSeq names its product inactive glucose-1-phosphate adenylyltransferase small subunit 2, chloroplastic. The coding region runs from base 31 to 1497 and encodes 488 amino acids. Lineage: Eukaryota; Viridiplantae; Streptophyta; Magnoliopsida; Proteales; Proteaceae. The record is from RefSeq and is a predicted model, not a curated record. The transcript is spliced from 9 exons. Gene Ontology annotation, molecular function: glucose-1-phosphate adenylyltransferase activity. Gene Ontology annotation, biological process: glycogen biosynthetic process.